GGGUUUAACCUCACGCUUGUGCUCUCAAGUCUGAAGCAAAGCUCUGCAACUCGGAACGGUGGCCAAGCGCUCCAACACCCGCGACGUGGCAGCGCCUGCGCCGCACCCAUCCUGAGCCAGUCCCUGUAUUUAUCACGCUCGCUCAAUCCCCAGCCGCAGGGACGCGAUCGCCCCAGAACCAAACCGCCGGCCCCGAACCCGCAUCAGCAGCAGCAGCGCGAGCGAGAGAAUGAAGCAAAGCAUGGCGCGCCGGAGCAGCAGGUUGCUCGUCCUCGUCGCCGGCGCCGCCGCGCUGCUCGCCGUCGCCGCGGCGGUCGCGGUGCCGCCGACGUGCGAGCGCAUCGAGUGCCCGGCGUACGAGGUGGUGGACAGCGCCAAUGGGUUCGAGAUCCGGCGGUACACGGACGCCAUGUGGGUCUCCACCGCCGCCAUCGAGGACAUCUCCUUCGUCGCCGCCACGCGCACCGGCUUCCUCCAGCUGUUCAAGUACAUCCAGGGCAAGAACGCGUACAACGAGACGAUCGAGAUGACGGCGCCGGUGCUGACGGAGGUGUCGCCCAGCGACGGGCCCUUCUGCGCCUCCUCCUUCGUGGUCAGCUUCUACGUGCCGGCCAAGAACCAGGCGGACCCGCCGCCGGCCGAGGGCCUGCGCGUGCGGCGCUGGGCCGGGGCCAGGUUCGCCGCCGUGCGCCGGUUCGGGGGCUUCGUGGCGGACGCCGACGUCGGCGAGCAGGCCGCGCGGCUCGACGCCAGCCUGCAGGGGACAAGGUGGGCCGCCGCCGUCAACGAGGGCCAGGCGGCGUCCUACGUCGUGGCGCAGUACAACUCGCCGUUCGAGUUCAGUGGCAGGGUCAACGAGAUAUGGAUGCUCUUCGACGGCGCCAAGGUCGGCUCUCACGUCAACUAAUCCGCGCUUUGUAUAUGUAUCUACAAGAUAGUACAAGUGCUCCUGCUCGAUUCAAUAAUCUAUCUCUUUUCUUGAUGAGAGAAACAGGUAGUGUAAUAGUGUAUCUUGUCAGAUGCAGCAAAUGAAUAAUGUGAGCUAUAAAAGAUGCUCAAGUAAAUACACUGGUUUGGCCUUGUUUAGAUCCCAAAA
This is a messenger RNA of Panicum virgatum (switchgrass), 1096 nucleotides long. Its product is annotated as heme-binding protein 2-like. The record is from RefSeq and is a predicted model, not a curated record. NCBI's taxonomy places the organism in Eukaryota, Viridiplantae, Streptophyta, Magnoliopsida, Poales, Poaceae. The coding region runs from base 230 to 907 and encodes 225 amino acids. The transcript is spliced from 2 exons.